Messenger RNA from Alosa sapidissima (American shad), 1970 nucleotides. It is a transcript of the gene nbl1, whose product is annotated as NBL1, DAN family BMP antagonist. The record is from RefSeq and is a predicted model, not a curated record. The transcript has 4 exons. NCBI's taxonomy places the organism in Eukaryota, Metazoa, Chordata, Actinopteri, Clupeiformes, Clupeidae. Gene Ontology annotation, biological process: animal organ morphogenesis. Gene Ontology annotation, molecular function: BMP binding; receptor ligand activity. Bases 625 to 1221 code for a protein of 198 amino acids.
CUUGACGACUGUCUGUAUGGAUUCAGAGGGUUCACUGAUGUUGUCACCAGGCCGUAAACAUUUCGACCUGACGAACUCUCUACAUCCCCACCACUUUUUUUUUGUUCAAUCAGAUACGCAGCGUGCAGCCAGGCAAGCCUCGAUGCCGCGCCUAGUCAGAUGAGCCCAUAGCACAGCAAGAGAAAGCGGUAGCGACAGGAACAGACUGACUGCGCACAAAACUUUUCAAAUUUCUAAAAUCUGUCUAAUUUAUUCCAUUUCCACGAAGAAAAGGAGGAGAAGAGAUAUAAAGUACAGAGGGGAGGGACCCACGGAAGUUGAUGUAGAUAGAUUGGCUUUCUUACGUGCGCUCCUUCCACGGUUUUAGCUCCUCAUCCCUCGUUCGGUGAUGUAAUUGUUUAAGAUCGGACGCGAGAGGAACAUUGUCUGUUUUUCCAUCCGCAUUAGAAAUUUAAAUUUCCUAUCUGCAACUCAUCGUCAUCACUCAUUUCUUAGUCUCUCUGGUGUCCAGUGGGUCGGACAGAGAGGGGCCGCGGUGAGAGGCGGUCGGUUUGGGAAAAGGGGAUUCAGCGGGCAGUAUCUCUGGUGCCAGCGGACGUUUCAGUGGUUCCCAACCGUGCAGUUAUGUGGCUUGGUGCGCUGAUUGGCUGUGCGUUCCUCGCGCUGUGUUCUGCGCCUCCUCCUGCGCACAUCAACCGUUUGGCGCUGUUCCCUGACAAGAGCGCCUGGUGCGAAGCCAAGAACAUCACACAGAUAGUCGGGCACACAGGCUGCCAAUCCCGCUCCAUAGAAAACAGGGCAUGCCUGGGACAGUGUUUCAGUUACAGCGUGCCCAACACCUUUCCUCAGUCCACUGAGUCCCUGGUGCACUGUGACUCCUGCAUGCCAGCAGAGACCCAGUGGGAAGUGGUGACUUUGCAGUGUCCAGGCAAUGAGGACACUCCUCGUGUUGACAAAUUGGUGGAGCGCAUCCUGCAGUGCAGUUGCCAGUCCUGCAGUAAAGAGGGUGACCAGGAGGGGGCCCUCACGCAGCAGUCUCCCUCGGAGAGCUCCAUCGAUCACGCGUCCCUGCCUGACGGCAGCAGCGCCGAAGUCCACCCCCACCCGCACCCUCACCCUCACCCCCACCCGCACCCUCACAGGCACAAACUCUCACACCCACACCAUCCCGACACACUCGCUGAUCCACUGCCACACACAGACACAUCUGAGGGAGGAUAAGUUCAACUGUGCUCCUCUCUGUAUCUGUCUUCACCCUCCUCCCUCCUUCUCCUCCUCUCUCUCUCUCUCUCUCUCUCUCUCUCAUCACUGUUUGAGUUGGUCUGUGAUUUUGUACUCUGGCAGAACUUCAGCACUUUUAUGAAUAACACCACAUUUUGCAAAAAUAAAGCUUUUAGACAGGAAUGUAUGAAACAAAACCAGCGUGCAUAUACACAGUUACCAAAAAUGAUCACAAAGCACAAAGUAAACUGAAAAUCUAACACAAACACACACGCAGACAUUCACAUACAGUAAUAUAUUUGAACACUUUUCAUUAGCAUAGAUUCAGAUACUCCAGUGGCACACGUAGCACGAACAUCCACGCUCUGUGUCUGAUUAUACAUUGAAAGCACACUUAAAUCAUUGCUCACAGAGGCGCACAUACAUUUUCCCAUUUAAGAGACAAUCAAAAUCAUGUACACACACAUACACACACAAAAACACAAACAAACAUACACGCACAAACACACAAAUCAUCAGAUUAUGUCUCUAAAGGCCUCUGUGUUCUGUGCUGCCUUUUCUGUCGCCUCACUUGCGCAAGUCUAACUAAACAACACAGUAAAUUGUUGAGUCAAGAAAAAUGCCUUUCCUCCUAGUAACACUUUAUAUGGAGUUUUAGAAAGGUAAAAAGUUCAGUUGAUCCACUUGAAAUGAUUCAUACAUUGGGUGUAUUGUGCUGGCUUGGAUAAAGCUGUUUGUAUUUACAAACA